Messenger RNA from Gaeumannomyces tritici R3-111a-1, 3965 nucleotides. Its product is annotated as Na(+)/H(+) antiporter 2. The coding region runs from base 619 to 3531 and encodes 970 amino acids. Gene Ontology annotation, molecular function: sodium:proton antiporter activity. The record is from RefSeq and is a predicted model, not a curated record. NCBI's taxonomy places the organism in Eukaryota, Fungi, Ascomycota, Sordariomycetes, Magnaporthales, Magnaporthaceae. The transcript is spliced from 2 exons. Gene Ontology annotation, cellular component: plasma membrane. Gene Ontology annotation, biological process: regulation of membrane potential; sodium ion export across plasma membrane; intracellular potassium ion homeostasis.
GACGCACGUUCGAAGGCAAGCUUGUAAUGUGCACGCUGGAGGCUAGGAGCCAUUUAAUUUCUAGCUGUGAGGUCGCAGGUUGAUAACAAUGUUGGGAGCUUUUCUGCCCAAGGGCGAGAGGACGUCAAACAGGAACAGGACAAGUCUCAUCCUCCGCCCCGCUCGCUCGCUGUCCGACUUUGGUCCUUCCCACGACUGUUGUAGCGACUUGUUGUAGCGAGCCCUAAGAAAUUCCCAGGGAAAAGGCUCGGCAAUAUCCACCACCAUCCUCCCCCUUGGCUUCGCAACAUAGUCAAGACCAAACAAGCCUUUCUCGGCGCCUUGGGUUGCUGCCUUCCUAGGAGAGGAUUGGCUGCGCGGCUCCCAGGCCCCUCUCGCUCACGAUCGGCCUCGGAUUGGCCAAAGAACUUUGCGAAGCACAGCCCGUCUCCAACAUACAUCGAGUGUUGCCUUCGAACGCCGGCCACCGUCGCCCUCGCUGUAGUCGCGGUGGGACGUGAGAGGGCGCCGGCCUGGAUGUUGUGGUCAUUCGCAACUGGCUGAUUGAUCGACCUCUGGCCGCACCUGUGUGGUGAAUAAGACAGCCCGGAUACCUACCAAGUCGUGCCAGCAGCAGCCAUGGCUUGGGAGCAUCUGUCUAUCACGAAGCCGCACUUGGUGUAUAUCAUCCUGGGCGGCUUCACUUCUCUCUUCAUGCUGUGCUCGUCGGUCAUCAAAGAACGCAUGUACAUAGGCGAGGCCACCGUCGCUACCCUCUGCGGUCUCAUCUUCGGUCCACACGCCGCCAACCUGAUCAACCCGCAGUCGUGGGGCAACGUGGACAUCGUCACCAUCGAGUUCUCCCGCAUUGUUCUCGUUGUCCAAUGCUUCGCCAUCGGUGUCGAGCUGCCCAAGUUCUACAUGGAGCGCCACUGGAGAUCGGUCGUCUUCCUGUUGUUCCCUGUUAUGACCUUUGGAUGGCUCGUCACGAGCGUCAUCGUGUGGUGGCUGAUCGAGCCGCUCAGCUGGCUCGAGAGCCUGGUCGUGGCCGCCUGCGUCACCGCCACCGACCCUGUUCUGGCCUCGUCCGUCGUGGGGAAGGGCAAGUUCGCUAAGCGCGUUCCCAAGCACUUGCGCGACUUGCUGUCGGCCGAGUCUGGCUGCAACGAUGGCAUGGCCUUCCCAUUCAUGUACCUGUCGCUUUACCUCAUUCAGGACCACCUGGAUGCCCAUAAGGUCACAUUCCACUGGUUCGUCUACACCAUCCUCUACGAGUGUGUAUUUGGCGCCAUCUACGGCUUUUUGAUCGGCUACUUUGCCCGUCACGGCAUCAAGUAUGCCGAAAAGCGCGAACUCAUCGAUCGCGAGAGCUUUCUCGUCUUCUACUUCGUUCUGGCCCUGUUCUGUGCGGGCUCUGGUAGCAUCCUGGGCGUCGACGACCUCCUCGUUGGCUUCUCCGCCGGAGUGGGCUUCUCCAACGACGGCUGGUUCGGCCAGAAAACGGAAGAAUCUCAUGUCUCCAACGUCAUCGACCUACUGCUCAACCUGGCAUACUUUGUCUACCUUGGCACCAUAAUCCCGUGGGAGAUGUUCAACAAUGCCGAGAUGGGGCUCUCGGCCUGGCGGCUGACUGUCAUGGCCAUCUUCGUCAUUCUCUUCCGUCGUAUUCCCAUCAUGAUGGCCCUGAAGCCCUUGAUACCUGAUAUCAAGACAUGGAGAGAAGCCCUUUUUGCCGGUCACUUCGGCCCCAUCGGCGUCGGUGCCAUUUUCAUUGCCAUCCUGGCCCGAGCCGAGCUCGAGUCGGAGAAUCCUGUACCGCUUGCUGAGCUACCACCGCCUGGCUCUCCGCACUACACACUCAUCACCCUGGUCUGGCCCGUGGUUACUUUCAUGGUAGUUGCGUCUAUUCUCGUCCACGGAUCUUCGAUCGCCGUCUUUACGCUCGGCAAACACAUCAACACGCUGACGCUAACCAUGUCGUACACGACUGCUCCGGAAGAUGGCCCGUCCUGGAUGAAUCGUCUGCCGAGGAUAACGUCGCAGUCCAGAUCCCAAGCACGGACUAUGUCUGACACGGAACUGGACGAAACGAAGUUACCUGACCUGCCCCCCGGAACCCUUCCCCCGAUUGGCUAUCCCGGUCACUUUCUUCGGCGUGUACAGGACGAGGAUAAGGAUGGCACUGUCAAGCACGGCAGCAGAGCAUCUUCCGCAGCAGCAAGAAGGCGACGGAAGAUGUGGGAUGACGGUAUUGGCCCCGGUGGUCCAAUCAGUCAGUCGGCUAUCUUCCCUCAGCGUCGAGCCCCGGAAGACGCAGAGACAGGGAUGGCUUUGCACCAAACACCAGCACAGUCUCCCACCGGCUCUGACCCGGAGCCGACAAGCCGCCGCAUGCCCGAGCCCGACUCUGAGAAGCCCACACAGCUGCCUGGGUCUCUUGAGAGUCAACCCCAAGUAGACCCUGGCGAGCGGCUCGCGGCGCCACAACAGACGGAACUUCAAGUUUACUCCGAGGGUGACCACGUCAUCAUCGAGAACAGGGAUGGCGAGGUCAUUGCCGUCUCUGAUGAGACGAAGCCGGGCAUGCCAGCCAACGACAUCAAAUCCAAGAUGAAGUCAGUAUGGACAUACGACUACGUCAAAAAGAAAUUUGGUGAUUGGCACGCCGAGGAGAUGCAGAAACGUAGCAGGGAGAAGGAAACUCAGCGGAAGCACGAGCCUGCCCGAGCGUACCAGUUUGGCAACACCAUUAUUGUCGAGGACGAGGAUGGCGAGGUUGUCAAGAAGUACGAGCUUCCGUCACACAAGCCGGACAAGGAAGGCGGAGAUCUGGUGUCUCAAGGCCUCAAGUAUAUGGGAAUCGGGUCGCUCGUCAAGAGCAGCAGCGAAAAAACAGCCGACGCCGGGCCGUCGACCUCUGGUGCAGCCGGUAAUUCAACCGCCAAGACUGGUGGCGCGCCUCAAAGAUCGAGGAAGAAGAGUGAGGCGGUAGAAACUGGAAUUGAGGACGACAAAAACAUCAGGUUCAAAAUCGGCGGGGUGGGCCAGCGCAUGACUGCGGAUGACUUCAUUCGAGAAAUGCAGAAGCUGGACAAGAGCACGCGGCGUGAAGUUGUGGAACAGUCCUCGGCCUCGGGCACAGUCAAGGCGCUCGCCAAACAAGACACACGCUCCACUAACCAGCCGGAACCCGCGGUUAGGGACGCCUCCCGAGAAGACGACAGAGGCCGAGGCCGGGCGGGUUCUGCUCCCGCUAAACGCCAACUGGAACCUGAGCCGGAUAUUCUCCACGCCGAUAGGAGCGACGACGAAGAGACAACGGCUGAGAGACGGCGGCGCAUGGCUGUACUUGAAGGUGUCCACCGCGACGAUGACGACGAAUACGACGGCGACGAGGCUGGUGAGACGCCGGCCGAGAGACGCCGGCGGGAGGCGGCUCUCGGCAUCCGUGCACAGGCAGAAGCAGCCGAGUCUGAGAGCGAUGACGAUGACACGCCUCGGAUCCCACCUGGCAGACGUGGGAUUAGAUUUGCGGAUGCUGUCAGGAAAUAAGCCCGAGUAGAUGGAGACGCCAGAUAAAGAUGCGGCAUAUAUACCUGAAUACCUACCUACCUAGGUAUCUGAAGGGUGUGCCUAUCAAGAAUCCAGUCAUGGUGAGCCCAAGCUCUCACCCCCAUCCACGGCGGUUGAAUGACUAGCCAGUGUCGGUGCCAUCCGAGGUUUAUCAAUGCCGUCUGUGUCUUCGCGUUCUCUCCCUCUUUCUUUAUCUUCUUGUUUUACUCCCCACUUCAGCUCUGCCGUCAUUGUCGUCAUCAUCUCUGCGGCGAUUCUUCGUCUCCAGUUUACUUGGGGUAAUAAUACUUCGGAGUGAAAUACCUCCCAGUCGCAUAGAUGUAAUAAUUUAGUUUCUAGAGUAACAAAGUCCCCCCUGCUAUCUCGAACAGCCGGCUUAGAAGCAUCUUUCACUGUAGAUAUAUGAUGCCCAG